GCGGCAGCAGCAGCAGCAGCGGUCAGCGGCAGCGCGCAGCUCCUCCCGCAGCGGGGUGUGGCGGUACUCCGGACCCGGCCUGCGAGGAAGCUGUGAGCCCUGAACACCAAAUGCCUGUUGAAUGAAGCUUUUUGAUGCAAGGAACCCAACUGGUUUUAGAAGAAGUCAGAUUUGGUUAUGACUCCACCUGGUACUGCAGUAUUUGCCUUACCACGGCACCUUCUGCACCUUUGCAGGCUGGCUACUUGAACGUGGCAGACUUCUGGGUCUUCUCGUCCCAUGCCUCUCCCUGUAAGUGACAAGGCUACAUUAAUCUGUAUUCCCUGCGAUCUCAGAGCCGGACUGUUUGGGAUCUGCAAAUGGCAGGGGAAAAGAUAUCACUUGGAGUGUCUCUGAUAAAGUUUGAGAAGUUCUAGCAGUCCUGAUACAAGGAAGUGACUUCAGCCUGAAAGCAAACUGGUUGCUUAUUUGCUGGCCAUAGAGGGGAAGAAACUAAUGUAAAUGCAGAUGACCAUGCAGAAUGCAGUUCAGGUGUGGUUUGGAGAUGACCUUCCCUUAAGUCCCCGAAGUCCUCUGACUCCCAGACAUGGGCCCGGUUUGGCAGAUGUGUGCCUGUAUGACCAAUGGAUAUCUGUGCGGCACGAAGCAACUUUGGUGCCUAUGCAAGAAGAUCUGUCAAUCUGGCUGUCUGGCUUGCUGGGAAUAGAAGUUAAAGCAGAACAACUGUUAGAAGAACUUGAUAAUGGGGUACUACUCUGCCAAUUGGUUGGUGUUCUUCAAAACACAAUUAAAAAAUGUUGUAGCUCAAAUAAUUUAAGGAAUUUUCCUAUGAGAAAAGUUCCGUGUAAGAAGGAUGCUCCAGCAGGAUCUUUUUUUGCCAGAGAUAAUACAGCCAACUUUCUUAACUGGUGUAGGGCCAUUGGAGUUGAUGAGACUUAUCUCUUUGAAUCUGAAGGUUUAGUUUUGCACAAGGAUCCAAGACAAGUGUAUCUUUGUCUGUUGGAAAUUGGACGCAUUGUAUCCAGGUAUGGAGUUGAACCUCCUGUACUAGUAAAACUGGAGAAGGAAAUUGAGCUAGAAGAAACGCUGCUGAUGACCUCUGGACCACCAUCACCUAUUAGCACAGCUAAGUCAUGUUGUCACCAUGGGGAGCUACAUGAGGCAGUUAAACAUAUAGCAGAAGAUCCUCCCUGUAGUUGUUCACAUCGAUUUUCAAUUGAAUACUUAUCGGAGGGACGUUAUAGACUUGGAGAUAAAAUACUCUUCAUACGAAUGCUACACGGCAAGCAUGUGAUGGUACGUGUUGGUGGAGGCUGGGACACUCUUCAAGGUUUUCUGCUUAAAUAUGAUCCGUGCCGAGUGCUUCAGUUUGCAACUCUGGAACAAAAAAUCCUGGCGUUUCACAAAGGGGUCACCAGUGACAGUGCCCCCAACUCGUCAGCUAGAAUUCAGGAGCCUCCUGUCAUGAAUCCAAUGUCAGCUGUCAAUAUGUUUCAAAAGCAGCCAUCAAAACCCCCUACUCCUGCUUCAGCUCUCGGGGCCAGUGCCAAGAAGGCUUUAUCUAAACGUCCUCGGUCCCCUCCCCUGGCAUCACCAAAAGUGCCGAUGCCCCCAUCCUCCACAGCCAAGUCAUUGACAGUCAGGUCCAAAUUACAAGGGUCUUCAGUGACAGGCAUGCAGUCUCCUUUCAAACCAUUAGCUGGCACCUCAAAGAAACUGGAGGCUCCUGCACACAACUCGCCAGCUUCUGCUCCCUCGCAGCCUGUAACCAAAAGCUCUUCAUCUGCAAGAACGAGAACGGCUCUUGUUCACUCCGAAACAUUGCGCAAACGUAUUCGAUCCCCCGAUGCUCCCAAGGUGAAAUUUGCCCUGGCUCAGAGCUCCUCGGCACCAGCGCUGAAUCCUGCUCUCUCAUCCUCUAAAAAACAGCCAUCUCACUUGCCUGGGACAGCUGAAACAAUAGCUUCAAAACAGAAGCAUAUCCCUGCUAAGUGCAAACCUGUACCUGUCACUAAAACCAAAGCGAAUUCGGUUGCUCCAAGGGCUGCUCGGCUGCCUGUUACAAAUCUGUGUUCUGUUGCCAAGUUUGCACAUUCUCAGCAGCUCCUUGCAAAACCUCCAUCUGAAAAUGCUAUUCAGACCUCAGGAACUGGGUCUCAGCGUUCUCAGAAAGGUCCACAAACAGCUUCUGACCUGGCAGGGAACCUGAAAGGUGCUUCAGUCCUAAAGCACUCAGCUUCUGCACCUUCCCUUGCAGUUAGCAAAGCAUCAAAGUCACCACCUACAUUGGUAUCUACAAGCAAAAACAUAUCAUCAGCUGUCAAUAAGCAGCCAAAUGUCAGUAAACCCCUUCAGGUGGGAUCCACUUCAUCCAAACCUCCUGAACGCACUCCCUUAUCUGUUGUACGGCUUCCUCAAACUUCAGCCAAAGCGGCAGUGACCAAAAAGCCAGCGCAGCCUUCUGCAAAAGGUCAGCCUUCAACCAAAAACUUGCAAGCAAAUGAAGGCUUGGCCCCAGCAACCAAGAAGCCUCUCCCUAAGGGAAAAUCAGCAACGGCAUGUAACAAAGGAACGCCUGGUGUAUCAAAAGGUCCUCUUAUGAAGAGCAAGCAAGAUGAUCACUAUUUUGUUAUGACAGGGAGUAAAAAACCCAGAAAGUAAACUUACUUGUUACUUUCUGUGGAAAUCUUAAUUUUAUUCACAUGGGCCUCUAGUAUCUGCUACACUGAGGACAAGAAAAAAGUUACAUAACACUACAUUUACCAUGAAAUAUUAGGUAUAACCUACACUUUUCUGCAUAACUUAUAGUAAGAAUGGUAUUUAUUUUGCAGUUUAGAAACUUCUAUUUGAAUAUAUUUAGAAGUGAGCUUGCUUGCUGCGUAGCACCGUGGAAUAGAGAAUAUCCCUGUUUGCUGCUAGCCUGCCCUGCUGCGGGGAAGGCAGGAGAAAGGAAAGGGGAGCUGGGGCUGCUGCUUUUGCUGCCGCUCAUUUUCAAAAGAGUGAAGCCUGCCCAAGAAAUGUCUACUCAGGGCAGGGCCUGAGCAAUUCUGGUGGUUCUGGCAAAUCUGCAUCGAGGCUCGUGACAAGUGAGAGAGUUGUGCACAAGCUGUAAAAGUUCUAAUACCUCACAAAGCUAUGGGGUUUUUCUAGUUCACCAGUGUCCCAGAACCCAAAUUUGGGUUGCCUGCAUGUAUUGUAAAGAGAAAGACAUCUCUAGUCAUGUUUAGAUUUGACAGCUGCUAUUAUCAGUGUUCACUGUGCCCCCCAUGUGCCUUAAAGUGGCUUCAGCUCGCUUGGAAGUGGAGCCUUCUUGGUUCGUGUUAAGUUGGACAUGGAAAAUCAUGGCCUUGAUCGCACGCUGUCGUUGUGCCUUAGCCUCUCAAAUUGGUGACAGAUCUCUCCAGUGAGCAAUGCUACUUUUAAAACCCUGGGCAGAAAACCUUGCUUAGUUCAUGUUCACGUCUGCCUAUAAGUGAGCCCAGUCUUUGCUAGAAAGCUCUUGCAGCAUGGAGAGAAGCACCUGAGUUGCUGAGAGGGCACUUUUCCUAGGGAUGGAGCCCCAAAGCAGCUCCUGCUCCAGCGACGCAGAGCUGCAAGUACUGACCUGCACCGGCAGAGCCUUACUGCGCUGCAGGAGUGGCCUUUGCAUGUAAAACUCAAUUGCUAAAUGCUUCUCAGUGCUAAAGGUUAAUUUUUGUGGGCAGUCUUAAUAUGCAGUAGUCUUUUUUGUUUUAUUUAUGGAGACCACCUUAGUGACUCUCCUGUAUUACUCUCUAGAGGUAAGGAGUAGUUUCCCAAAGAGGUAAUGAGGGACUACAUUUGCCUUUAAACAUCUGAAAGUGCCAAAAAGCUAUGCACUGUUUAUGUUCUCAACUCCUGAAGGCUUGCAGUAGGUUAAAUGUCUGUGGUGCUCAACACCUUUACCCUUGACAGAAGUGAGUCUCAUGGUAGAUGAAUAAAAACUACUGUCUUUGGGGGUGGCCUUGUGUGAGAUAUUUUGGGUCUAAUGAACAGUCGUUCCUACAAACACUGAGGAGCUCUCAGGUUCUGCGAAGAGACGCUGCUGACUUCCACAGACCAUCACUUCUGCUCUCCACUCCCAGGAUCUUUACUUAUCCCAGGAGAAGAGAUGCAUGAAAACUGCAGCUUCUGAUGUUGUAUAUUUAAUAUUAUUUUUUUCCCCUGGAGCUAGAGUAAGCAAGCAUUAUAAGCUAAUAAUGAGUUCUCAUGCAUGGUGGCAAAGUCAUUGAGCUGCCUUUCUGGGCACCUUGUUAGGUUUUUUAUUUAUUAUUCUAUUUAUGCAUAUCUACUGUACAAUACUGCUUACAACCUGCUGGGAGUAAUCAGUAAAUAACAAUAUCCAAACUGUAGGAGGAAAACAGGUCAAUUUUAACAACAUGGACACAAGUCCCACAAGCUCACACACAAAGUUGUGUGUUUGGGAAAGGCCUUACUGCUUACUUGUUUUAUAAAUACACUGGUCAAAGCCACUACUGCAAAUGUUAAUAGUAGUGACUGUAGUGGACUGCUUUCAGGUUUGAUAAAUUUGGCAACUGUUUCAUAUGCAUUUUACAGUAGAUGACAUGCUUUUGAUUUUGGGCUUCCAGAUGGUGAGCUAUGAUGUGAUAUAUCUCAUGCAGAUUAAUAGCUGAAUUCUUGGGGUUUCUUUCUGUACUGGGUCUGGCUGAGAUGGAGUUAACUUCAUUCACAGCAUUCCAUAUGGUGCUGCAUUUCAGAUUUGUGACUAAACCCUUGUUGAUAACAGACCAGUGUUUCGGCUGUUGCUGAGUAGUGCUUGCACAGAGUCAAGGCCUUCUCUUUUUCCCACUCUGCCCCCACAACAAGUAGUCUGGGGGUGGGCAAGAGUUUGGGAGGGAAGUGGCUGGGACAUCUGACCUGAACUGGCCAAAGGGCUAUUCCAUAGCAGAUAAUGUCAUGCUCAGCAAUAAAAACGGGGUAGAGGAAGAAGGUGGGUGGCAGUGGUUUGGCUUCCAGGGUGGCUGUUGUUUGCAGACUGGGUGGACAUCGGUCUGUCUGUGGGAGGUAGUGAGUGAUUGCCUUUGCAUCACUCGGUGGUUUGGUUUUUCCUCUUUCCUUCACUUUUGAAACUGCCUUUAUCUCAACCUGUGAGUUUUCUUGAUUUUUGUUCUUCUUCUCUCCCUGUCCUGCUGGGAUGGAGGGGAGAGAGAGUGAGCAGCUGUGCGGGUGCUCGGCUGCUGGCUGGGGUCAACCCACAACACUUUUUUGAACCUUUUACAAGUAUAGUAGGAAUUUAAUCACUGAGACUCUUGGAUCUCAGUAUAAUGCGAUGUCAGCAUCUGCCUUUUUGAACUACAGCUUCAGAAAUAAGAAAUGAGGUGGAUGGCUUCAUCUUUGUGAUCCUUUAUCUCACGUAAUAGACUGAAUUUUGUGGUUCAAAAUGAAAUAAAAAGCAUAAGCUGGGAAACUGGCACUGAAAAAGGCAAAAGAAUUCCUUUUACAGUUGAGACCUUAAUCAGCUAAUCUAAAUAUGGUUCACCUGUUGCAUAUGGGUAGGCUUGGUUUGGUUUAAUUAGAAAAAAUAGUGUAUUUGAGCAUGGUCCAACCUCUGUGAAUAUUGUUCCAACUUUAUAGUCAUAUUCUAACUAUGGGUGUCAUGUAACACGAGGUGAGCCAAGAAUUAAAAUGUAACCAUGUUUACAUGCAAUGUUUACAUUGCCAAAUAGCAAGUCUAAUAUUCAGCUUGUAUUACUUUUUGUGAGGGGAAGAUAACUUGGAGCAAGAAUCUGACUUAAUUCUCUGUGUUAUUGAUGUCCUUCUGUAUAAGUACUUAUUUUAAAUAAACAUACACUGCA
Molecule: messenger RNA, 5834 nt
Organism: Grus americana (Whooping crane)
Lineage: Eukaryota; Metazoa; Chordata; Aves; Gruiformes; Gruidae
Gene: GAS2L3
Product: growth arrest specific 2 like 3
Exons: 12
Coding region: 502-2661 (719 amino acids)
Biological process (GO): actin crosslink formation
Cellular component (GO): actin filament
Molecular function (GO): cytoskeletal adaptor activity; microtubule binding; actin filament binding
Source: RefSeq, a predicted model, not a curated record